ACAGCUUUCAUGACGAGGAAUAUUGGGAAAAUUGUUGUCUGUCUGUUCUGUCAUCCGGCUUUUAGUUUCGUUCAAUAUUAAAGAGAUUAGAGCUCUAAAUUAUCCUUCGAAACACGUUGUUUUCAUUCUUUCAUAAUGGCUCGUCGUUAUGAUACUCGUACAACCAUCUUUUCCCCUGAAGGUCGACUUUACCAAGUUGAGUAUGCCAUGGAAGCCAUUGGCCAUGCUGGAACUUGCUUAGGCAUCCUAGCUUCAGAUGGUAUUGUGUUGGCAGCAGAGAGACGCAACACAAAUAAACUCCUUGAUGAGGUGUUUUUCUCUGAAAAGAUCUAUCAACUAAAUGCUGAUAUGGUCUGCAGUGUAGCAGGAAUCACAUCAGACGCUAAUGUUCUUACCAAUGAACUUCGUCUCAUUUCCCAACGCUACCUUCUUCAAUAUGGAGAAUCUAUUCCAUGUGAACAACUGGUCUCCUGGCUAUGUGAUGUCAAACAAGCAUACACUCAGUAUGGUGGCAAGAGGCCAUUUGGAGUAUCACUUCUCUAUGCAGGAUGGGACCAUCAGUAUGGCUUUCAACUUUAUCAGUCAGAUCCAUCAGGGAACUAUGGUGGAUGGAAAGCCACAUGUAUUGGAAAUAACAGUGCUGCUGCAGUGUCAAUGCUCAAGCAAGAAUACAAAGAAGGAGAAACUAAUCUGGAGGAUGCUUUAGCUUUGGCUAUUCGUGUGAUGAGCAAGACUAUGGAUGCCACUAAGCUUACUCCGGACAAGCUGGAAUUGGCCACUCUUACACGUCACGACAACAAGACUUUUAUCAAAGUUCUUCCCGUCGCACAGGUCAAAGCUUUGAUUUCAGAUCACGAAAAGAAAGAAGCUGCUGAGGCGGCUAAAUCAAAACCGACCACCACAUCUUAAUAAUCUUGUUCGUGUAUCCCAACUUUGAUUAUUUUGGAUUCUGAGAACUUGGAAGUACACAUUUCUGCUAUA
Molecule: messenger RNA, 981 nt
Organism: Daphnia pulex (common water flea)
Lineage: Eukaryota; Metazoa; Arthropoda; Branchiopoda; Diplostraca; Daphniidae
Gene: Prosalpha3
Product: proteasome subunit alpha type-4-like
Exons: 5
Coding region: 136-909 (257 amino acids)
Biological process (GO): ubiquitin-dependent protein catabolic process
Cellular component (GO): nucleus; proteasome core complex; cytosol
Source: RefSeq, a predicted model, not a curated record